AAAGAAUUGGUGCAGUUGCGUGGUGUUGCCGCUAGGCAGCGUGAGUGAGGCUGAGCUCCUCCAUAUGGAGUCAUUUAGAGCAGAGGAGAGUUUCAAUGCAGCGUGGAGCGAGUGGAGUCUCUCUUUCUCUCUCUCUUUAUUUGUGUCGUGUUUCAGGCCGAAAUCCAGUCGGAAUUUUGCGGAUAAGAUCUAAAACUCCAGCGGUUUUAUUCUGAAACAUCUGCAGCGGCGUCUCUCAACUUCAAAGCAAAGGAAAAAGGAAACAAUGCGACGUUGUAUGCGUUUUAAUACGCAACAAAUUCACUGAAGAAGAGGAGGAGAAGAGAAAAGAGGAGAGGAAGAAAGAAGGGAAUGGUGGAGUUUCUGGAAGUCAGCAUUCCUCUUUCAGGCACGAAGAUCUCGCAGUUUGCUGUAGUGGAGCUGCUGUUCCUCUUUCUGCAGUGACGCUGAAGCCAUGAAGAUCAACCCUAAACAAGCUCCACUAUACGGUGAGUGUGUGUUGACUGUGCAGCUCAGUGAGGAGGAGUGUGUGGAGGAUGAAGAGGAUGUGGAGUUCUACCUGCUGUUCUCAGGCAGCACACAGAGACACCUGACUACCACAUUGAGGCUCGGUCAUGUGACCCUGCAAGCUGUGUGUCCAGCUCACAAUCGGGAUGAGACGGUUCGUGUUACGCUGUGUCAGGCGCGACCCGGUGGUUCCGUCGACUCUGUGGCUGAGGAGCGUUUUCAGUUUGUCCAUGACCUGGCUCUGGACAUGGCUCACUUCCUGCUGAGUGCAGCGACGCACAGGGAUGGCCUGGAGGGGGUGCUGCUGCUCACUGACACACACCUUCCGCUACAAGAAACCAAGAGGCUCGACCAGACGCUAACGCUAGCACUAAAGCAUCUCCGACUACCACCGGGGUGGAGCGUACUGAGCCCUGACAUCAACACACACUCUGGCAUAGAUUUCUGUCCUCAGGAGACGCUGCUGCACUUUGCGGCUCGUCGAGGUCUCCGGAAAGUCGCUCUGUUCCUCCUGCAGCAGCCUGGAGGACGAGACGCUCUGCAACUUGCCAACAAAAAUGGAUACACACCUGCCCGACUGGCACAGAGCAGAGGACACACACAGCUACAACACCUGCUCUCAGAGAUUGAGAAUUCACCGCACCUCGAAACGAAAGCACCCAGGCGGUGUUACCCAGCAGGCCGAGCAUUCCUGCACCACCCGAGGCUCAACACUUUCACGCUGACGGUAGAGAACGAGGCAGACGGAGACGCUUCAGACCUUAAACGAGACGUGGAGGAGCUGCGGCGCUACGCCCGCUCUCACCACCACAGCAAGGCAGGAUCUCCGAAGCAUCUCCAGUCCCUGCCCGUGAUCCUGAGCCGGGAUUUUGUUGCGGUGACUCCCUCUGAAGUCGCCUCCCUCCAGAAAGCGUCGUCGUGCGAACAUCAGGAAGUCAAGACUGAGACAGAAAGCGGCCGGUGUACGAAUGGCAGCACGCGUUCAGAGGAGGAGGAGGUCUCUGUGGAAGCUCAGGCGUCCCACUUUAAUUCUGGGAAUUCUGAGACACGGACUUUGGGAUUAGAGGGUGCGGGAGUGUGUGUAGGCAAGCCGGAGCACCUUGCGUCUGUCAGCGGCGUUUCCUGUACAGAGCAGCAGCAGGAGGAAGUAGAUAGCGAGCCGAGAGAAAUCAGGGAGGCGCCUCGUACGCUGGCCGAUUCCGAGACAAAGGUGCAGGAUAAAGUCAAAUCUGGCAACACGAUGGGUCAGACGCAGGGACUCCUCCCUGAGAAAGAAGAAAAGAACGAGGCGAGAGGGGACUUACCAGAGGAAAGGGAAGGAGAGUGUGACUCCACGAAGGAAACCGGGAAAACGCGUUCCCAAUUUUACUUAGAUUUGGAUGUUAAUGCAUCAGAAAAAGCACCGGAGAUCCAGGUCCAGGAAACAGGAAGCGGCAACGAGGUCACGUUCUCCACAAAACUGGAUCAGGACCUCAGUGGAAUUCAGAUUCUCAAAGACUCGCCAUGGCUCCAGGGCCGGUCCAUGAUGUGCACCUCAAACCGUCUCCGGAUGUCCACCAGCUUCCAGAUAUGA
Molecule: messenger RNA, 2080 nt
Organism: Silurus meridionalis
Lineage: Eukaryota; Metazoa; Chordata; Actinopteri; Siluriformes; Siluridae
Exons: 7
Coding region: 455-2080 (541 amino acids)
Biological process (GO): positive regulation of canonical NF-kappaB signal transduction; regulation of Rho protein signal transduction; adrenergic receptor signaling pathway
Cellular component (GO): membrane; actin cytoskeleton
Molecular function (GO): MAP kinase scaffold activity
Source: RefSeq, a predicted model, not a curated record